AACACCCCCGUCUUAUCAACGCAACGUCUCGUGAUAUCCUUCACAAAGGCAGUGGCCGGGAUCCUCGACAUCAACCCUAGCUGGUUUGAUCGGGACAUCUGGGACCCAGCAACGCGCACGCGAGGCUCGGCCCUGUAACCGGGGCGCUGGUUCCUCAUCAGCCGGUGGGCUUGAACUCAUCUAGGCCUUUUUGGCUUCUGAAGCCAUCCCGGACUAGACUCCACCGGGUACCACUUUGGGCACCACCACGGCACCACAAGCGGCGGACGAGACCCUCACGACCCUUCUGACCCGUUUAGGCUUCUCGCCUUUCUGUUGGAACCAUCGAUGCUUAAUUAUUUGCUUGCGCCCAGCUGGAAAGCAACGGUUCAGCACGCCCUUCCAGCCCAUCCAUUCCCGCCCUUCCCCGGCGCUUUGGCCCCCAACCCCUCCUCGAAAGAGAUAGGUACUUCACAGGCUGUAUACUUUACCCCCCAAACUCCCGGAGGCGCUUGUUGCUUCGUGUUGUGCUCUGCUCAGUUUUAAACAGUUCAUGUGGGUGGAUUGUUGGGACGGAACCGAGAAGUCACAGUCACGUUAACGACGCGCGAGAACAACCUUGUGUAGAGGGGGCCAGCCGCCAAUUCAGUCGAAGUGAAAAAAGAGCCCUGCGAAAUUGGGAGGCCCAAAAUUUUCUAAAGCGGUCCAGAAUCCCGACUCGGAGCGAUUCCCCUCAGGUCGUUGCUACGUACCUACCGAUACCGAUACCCUUUCCCAGAAGGCGAGAACGGACUCGAGACUCAUCCUUCUUUCGCUUUCAAAAUCGCUUGCUGGGAGAAAUUUACCUUCACGUAAAGGUGGCCCCCAUCCUUCUCGGUUUACGGUCCGGAUUGUUCCCGGUGGACUGCUGCAUGGUGUGACGGCCGAGCGGGCAUAUCGUCGCAUCCGCCAAUAUAGCGCCCCGCGAAUAGCUAGAGCUAUUUGGAGCGAGCUGGCUAGGCUUUGACCUCUUUUUCGUCUGAUCUGCAAAAGUUGGAGAUUCCGGCGAGCCGAUCCCAAACACUGAAGCAAAAAAAUAACACGGCGCGCAGCAAAAGGGGGCAGCAUAUCAGAUCAAAGUCGCCCAUCCCAAAAGCGACGACGACAACCACCCCGAUAUCUACCGCACACGCAAACGCAUUCGCAUCUUCGAAACGGGCAGAGUGUGACGGGCCAGGACGCGUGUAUUGGCUUUUACUCUGCCCUUCAGUUCGUAUAAGCCCUGGCCAGCUGUCUGAGGUGGACUCCUCCCGUUGACCAUGAUGCGCACUUACGGAUUCCAGCCUUGCCGCGAAUUCCACAUCGUUGUCCUAGGUACCGGAGGUGUCGGCAAGAGUUGCUUAACUGCACAAUUUGUACACAAUGAAUGGAUUGAAAGCUAUGAUCCAACCAUUGAGGACUCGUAUAGGACACAGGUGGCUGUCGAUGGACGACAAGUGAUACUGGAAAUCCUCGACACGGCCGGUACAGAACAGUUCGUUGCUAUGCGAGACCUGUACAUGAAGGCCGGCCAAGGAUUCCUGUUAGUCUUCAGUAUAACCUCGCAAGCCUCGCUAGACGAGCUCGCCACGCUUCGGGAAGAGAUCAUACGCAUCAAAGAUGACGAGAACAUCCCCAUCGUCAUGGUGGGCAACAAGGCCGACCUGCUAGACCAACGAGCCGUCGAUCGCGCAAAGGCCUUUACCAUUUCUCAGCAGUGGAAUGCGCCUUAUUAUGAGGCUAGUGCUAGGACGAGGACAAACGUUGACGAAGUCUUCAUCGACCUCUGCCGCCAAAUGCUCCGAAGAGACGAUAGCGGCCAACUAGAUGACGACGAUGGCGCACGCAAUGGUAGCGGGUACGGCUACGGCCAAGGGAAACAGGAGGAUGGUCAUGGGCCCAUGAAGAAGAAGCGGAGGAGAAAGAGGAAGGGCGAUCACAAGUGCAUAAUCAUGUGAAGCAAACUGAACGCCUUUUACAUAACACCUUAGUGCCUCACAGCGUUAAUAAGAUGAUGGUCUCGGGAUUGAGGAACU
Molecule: messenger RNA, 2033 nt
Organism: Neurospora crassa OR74A
Lineage: Eukaryota; Fungi; Ascomycota; Sordariomycetes; Sordariales; Sordariaceae
Gene: krev-1
Product: krev-1
Exons: 8
Coding region: 1278-1955 (225 amino acids)
Biological process (GO): signal transduction
Cellular component (GO): plasma membrane
Molecular function (GO): GTPase activity; GTP binding; GDP binding
Source: RefSeq, a predicted model, not a curated record